AUGAAGUUCACUGACGUGCCGGCCCUUUGGGCCCUGCUACUGCCCCUGGCCGCGGCGAAGCCCGACUGCAAGCCUCCCGUGGAGUCUGAGACGCUCCAGGAGCUCAUCACAGAGGAAAACUUGAUGGCCAACCUGGAAGAGCUCAACAGGAUCGCCUACGCAAACGGCGGUAACCGCGCCUUCGGUCUCCCCGGCUACGACGCCUCCGUCGACUUCAUCUACGGCGAAGUGUCCAAGCUCAAGGGCUUCACCGCCUGGAAGCAAGACUUCCCCGCCCUCUUCACCCAGACCACCGCCCAAAACGUCACCGUCGACGGCGAGACCUUCCGCACCGUCGCCCUCACCUACACCCCCAGCACCCCCGAGGAGGGCCUCACCCUGCCCCUCGCCCUCGCCCCCGACGGCCCGGCCGGCUGCUCCGCCGACAACUACGAAGGCCUCGACGUCGCCGGCAAGAUCGUCCUGGUCGAGCGCGGCCUCUGCCCGGACCAGACCACCUUCGCCGGCAAGGUGAGGGCAGCGUCAGCCGCCGGUGCCGUCGCCGUCGUCAUCUACAACUCGGACUCGGCCCAGCUCACCGGCGGCUCCCUCUCGGCCCCGAGCGAGGACUACAUCCCCGUCGCCCUGAUCGACCAGGGCCCGGGCCAGGCCCUCAGGGCGCGCCUCGAGGCCAACGAGUCCGUCGAGGCCUUCGUUCAGGUGGUCCAGAUUAUCGAGGAGCGCAUGACGCAGAACGUCUUCGCCGAGACCAAGGGCGGCGACGCCUCCAACCUCGUCGUGCUCGGCGCCCACCUCGACUCCGUCCAGGCCGGCCCGGGCAUCAACGACGACGGCUCCGGCUCGACCCUGAUCCUCGAGCUGGCCCGCGCCCUGCAGCACUUCUCCACCAACCUGAAGGUCCGCUUCGGUUGGUGGGGCGCCGAGGAGAACGGCCUCUGGGGCUCGCGCUACUACGUCAACAACCUGACCCCGGCCGAGGUCGACGACCUCCUCCUCUACCUCAACUUCGACAUGGUGUCGCGCGGCUACUUCGGCGUCUUCGACGGCUCCGGCGAGAACGCCGCCCCCGGCGGCGCCCCGGGCUCCGAGGUCAUUUCCGAGCUCUUCACCGAGCACUUCGCCGCCCAGGGCAUCGAGACGAGGCCCGUGGGGCUGACCGGCGGCACGGACUACGUGCCCUUCAUGACCCAGAUCAACAAGCCCGUCGGCGGCCUGUUCACGGGCGCGAGCAUUGCGGAGGAUGACUGCUACCACCAGGCCUGCGACAACAUCGAGAACCCCGAUCCCGAGACCCUCGCCGUCAAUGCCAAGGCGGCGGCGCACGUUCUGAGUAUCCUUGCGCAGGAGGGUGCCGAGCUGGUCCCCAAGGCCAACUCUACUGUCGGCUUCCUCAAGAGAUCGAGCGAUCCUUCCCGGGUGUUUGACUUUGGCGCGCACCACGGCAAGUACUGCGAUCAUGAUAUUAUCUAG
Sodiomyces alkalinus F11 is the source of this 1470-nucleotide messenger RNA. Its product is annotated as Zn-dependent exopeptidase. The transcript has 2 exons. The coding region runs from base 1 to 1470 and encodes 489 amino acids. The record is from RefSeq and is a predicted model, not a curated record. Gene Ontology annotation, biological process: proteolysis. Lineage: Eukaryota; Fungi; Ascomycota; Sordariomycetes; Glomerellales; Plectosphaerellaceae. Gene Ontology annotation, molecular function: metalloexopeptidase activity.